CUAAAGUCACGUGAGGUGUUAUUUUCACAACGAUGCAUUUGUUGCACCGACCCGAUUCAUUUAACACAUUCACAGCUUAGAAAUCUGUGUCUCGGUGACCGUUAAAACGCAAACGAGUUGUUGACAUGGAUGAAGACGGAUUACCCAUUGUGGGAUCAGGAGUAGAUCUUACAAAGGUUCCAGCCAUUCAGCAGCGAAGAAUCAUAGCUUUCCUCAACCAGUUCAUCGUCCACACCGUCAGGUUCCUGAACCGGUUUUCCACAGUAUGUGAGGAGAAACUUGCAACAGUAUCACUACGAAUUCAGCAGAUUGAAACCACACUAAGCAUUUUGGAGGCAAAGUUAGCUUCUAUUCCUGGUUUGGAAGAAGUGACAGUGGAUGGAGUCAGACCGUCUACAGAGACAAACGGCCCUGCAGCGGAUGGCAGUCGUGCCACGGGCCCCUCUUCAGGUCCUCCUGUAGAGGCAUCCCAGCAAGCACAAGUGGCCCCUCAGGAGCAAAAAGCAGAGGCCCCAGCAGAAAACAUGAUGACUGUAGCCAAGGACCCACGAUAUGCCAGAUACCUGAAAAUGGUGCAAGUGGGUGUUCCAGUCAUGGCUAUUAAAAAUAAGAUGGUAAUGGAGGGUUUGGACCCCAGUUUGCUUGAUACCCCUGACGCACCUGUUCCAGAUAGUGUCAAAAAAGGAUUGGAGGAGCAAGAUGAUGACAGCUCAGGCAGCGAAUCAUCUUUCAGCGACUGAUUGGCUCCGCCCCUCACUGCUAAUGAGCGUUGUGUAGGACUGGCCCGUGAAGGCCAGCAUGAGCCUUGCUCAUCUCAAAGCAGGGUAAAUGCACUUGAAUGUUCUUACAGAGGACAGACACUUAGUGAUGGCACUAAGAUUAUUACAUUUCGGAGAUUUGACAUCUGUAGUGGUGGUGUAUGAGGGCACUUGCUCACUAGGUGAGAUCGCUAAUGUAUGUGUUGAUUAUUAUUGUAAGUCUAACUGCUGCUCUCAUAUGAAUAUCUCAUCUCUUGCCUGACAUGUACAUGUUAAAUGCAUAAUAUGUACAUCUAAUAAUGAUAAAAAAGAUGCCAGGUAGUGUUUUUUAUGAAAUAGACACAAGCAGCCUUGUAUAUCUGUUCAUAAAUUGAUUUUUAAAAUCAUCUUAAGUUGCAACCAACUUUGAAUCACAGUAAUAUCAAUAACAAAAAUGACAUAAAGCCCUAUUUGUUAGAUUUGUUGAGUUUCUAAUAAUACUGAUCAUGUUGCACAGUCAUUACAGAUUUGCUUAUACUGUCUUUUCCAAAUCUAACUUGUUAUUAAAAGUUGUUAUAUCUGA
This is a messenger RNA of Labeo rohita (rohu), 1320 nucleotides long. RefSeq names its product WASH complex subunit 3 (gene washc3). Gene Ontology annotation, cellular component: WASH complex. The coding region runs from base 126 to 740 and encodes 204 amino acids. The transcript has 7 exons. Lineage: Eukaryota; Metazoa; Chordata; Actinopteri; Cypriniformes; Cyprinidae. Gene Ontology annotation, biological process: exocytosis; actin filament polymerization. The record is from RefSeq and is a predicted model, not a curated record.